AUGCAAGAUUUAGAUAGUUCAUUAGAAUUAGGGUUAGAUUGGGUAAUUAGACAAGGAUAUGCAUGGCCAGAAGAUAAAGAACAUUGCGAAGAAUAUGGAAGAAUGUUAACUGCUGAUCCUUCAAAGGUUUCUAUAAGAGCAAAGAAGAGGGGUUUACCGCAAAUGGGUACUCUUGGUGCUGGUAAUCAUUAUUGCGAAGUACAGGUUGUUGAUGAGAUAUAUGACGAAUUUGCCGCUAAAAUAAUGGGUCUUGAGAAGGGUCAAGUGUGUGUAAUGGUACACUCGGGUAGUAGAGGUUUAGGUCAUCAAGUAGCAACAGAUGCAUUAGUAGUCAUGGAGAAAUGCAUGCAAAAAAAUAACUUCUUCCCUAUUGAUAAACAACUUGCAUGCGCUCCUAUGCACUCUAAAGAGAUCAAUCUAACAUAA
Messenger RNA from Eimeria maxima, 426 nucleotides. RefSeq lists its product as hypothetical. Gene Ontology annotation, molecular function: RNA ligase (ATP) activity. The coding region runs from base 1 to 426 and encodes 141 amino acids. Lineage: Eukaryota; Apicomplexa; Conoidasida; Eucoccidiorida; Eimeriidae. The record is from RefSeq and is a predicted model, not a curated record. Gene Ontology annotation, cellular component: tRNA-splicing ligase complex; nucleus. Gene Ontology annotation, biological process: RNA processing. The transcript has 6 exons.